GCUUGAUUAAUACUCAUUCAUAUCUUUGGAAACAAGUGAAGCAGCAUGGUGUAACCAGACCCCCUCCCCCACCCCUGGUGUAACCGCGGACCGUUCAGCUGUCAUGUGACCGUGAAGGAGGAAAUGGUGUCUCCGAGAGAAACAUUCAUACUCGAAUUCGUGUCAAGAUGCCAUUUUCAAGCAAUGAGAAAUCAGCUCGUCACAGAGCAAAGGUGAAUGCUGAUCCUGUUGCGAGAGCCAGAUACCUGGCAAAAAGAAGAGAGAGCUAUCAGCGAAGGAAGAGGGAAGGAAAGACAAAACUUUCUCCAGUCACCGAACUCUCUAAAGCAAAACAGGAUGAACUGAGGCAGAAAUGGAGACAUUACAAGAGAAGUCACAGGAUGAAGAUUCACAAUAUAUCACUGCAGUCCUGCUCUGAGCUAGAUAUGAACUCUGAAUGGCUGCAGAAUUUCGCUCCAUACUCCCCCGGUAGUGAGGCUGAGGAAAGCAAGGAGGUUCCUGUGAGCAGCUACAAUGUGGUGAAAGAGGAACCAGAGACUGUGGAAAUCCAGUGGGAAAAUGUGAACUCACCACCACCAGCGGUGUCUUCUGAUUCAGAGCCGAACAACGCUCAAAGCAGCGCCAUUUCAGUGACACCUCCUAUGAUGGAAAAUGUACCCUGCAGUGUUAAACUGACCAUGACCAAGCUCCACUGUCUGCUGGAAAGCAAACAGGAAAAGAUUGAAUCUCUGGAGAAACAGGUACAGGACCUACAAGAGGAUCGCAAGUUCCUCCGCUCACAGAUCGAGAGCCUCACCAGAGCUCUCACUAUUCAUGUCAGUCGGGGGAUUUCAGAAACAACAGAAAAAAGUUAACUGGUAAACUUCAAGUCAGAACUCAAACUAUUACUGCACAGACAAUUAAGACUAUCUGGUUAUCUUCAAACAAAGCUCUAUUUCGUUCUUCAUUUGAGAGCAAAACGAAGUUUGAAAUGGCUGAGUGAGGGUAUACUGUUUUCGAACACUCCAACACCCCCGUGCUGCAGUGGGUGGGGUUGUAAAGGUUCAAUUUAAGUUUAUUUAUAUAGCGCUUUUUACAAUAAUUAUUAUUUUUAAGUAACAAUCUACAUUACAAUUAGUUGAAAGUUACAAUCAAAUAUAAGUUAUAUAUAAACAUAAGAGGUGAUGCAGUGGCGCAGUAGGUAGUGCUGUUGCCAAACAGCAAGAAGGUCGCUGGUUCGAGCCUCAGCUGGUGUUUGCAUGUUCUCUCUGCGUUUGCCUGGGUUUCCUCCGGGUGCUCCGGUUUCCCCCACAGUCCAAAGACAUGUGGUACAGGUGAACUGGGUAAGCUAAAUUGUCCAUAGUGUAUGAGUGUGAAUGAGUGUGUGGAUGUUUCCCAGAGAUGGGUAAAACAUGCUGGAUAAGUUGGCGGUUCAUUCCGCUGUGGCGACCUCGGAUUAAUAAAGGUACUUAGCCAAAAAGAAAAUGAAUGAAUGAAUAAAUAAACAUAAGGUGACAUGCUGUGCAAAGCGACAAUGAUGGCUGCUGAGAGAGAAGAACAGUGUUGUACCUGUAGGCAUUUUUUUAAAAUGUAUUUUAAUUUAGUUUAAGUAUUACUUGUUUGUCUUUUGUUAUUUUUUUUAUUUAUUUUGUGAAUGUCAUAAAGGUGCGUUAAA
This is a messenger RNA of Danio aesculapii, 1654 nucleotides long. RefSeq lists its product as uncharacterized. Gene Ontology annotation, cellular component: nucleoplasm. Bases 168 to 854 code for a protein of 228 amino acids. The record is from RefSeq and is a predicted model, not a curated record. Lineage: Eukaryota; Metazoa; Chordata; Actinopteri; Cypriniformes; Danionidae. The transcript has 5 exons.